AUGGAUCUAUCAGACCUGUUUUGGUCUGGUGGAUCAACUCUCAGUCAUCUAGGUGAGCCAUGGGCAAGUGACUUGCCCACACGUGAAGGAAUCCAAUUCUUUUUGAAUCUAUGCUCAUUGCAAGAAGAGUUAUGUCGGCUCGCAUGCAAGGCGCAACAGUUGACACAGUGGGCAUUAGAAUACCAGGCAAACAUUGACUCUGUCAACACACAGAAUGUUGGUGGCUUAGAUGAGAGACACACCAUCACAGUCUGUUUACAUGCGGGGCUGCAAAAGGAGGUGUGUCAGCUUUGGUUUCACUGGAAUGCAGAUUUAGUUAAUGCGUUCAGGUCAACAGCAAUCUAUCUUCCCAGCCGUGACCAAUUGGCACACGAUCAGGAGCUUGUCACUCAAUGGAAAGGCCUCAUGGAAGGACUAUUUGGACACUGGGAACCAAUUUUAACCAGAGUUGCUGUUGGAGAAGAAGAAGAUUACGGUAUUGCUGCAGCAGAUGAGGCUGAAGCAGAAGAGAACUGUCUAAUGACUUCUGAGAAUUUUGACAUGAUUGAGGAUGACUAUUGCAAUACAUAA
This is a messenger RNA of Melampsora larici-populina 98AG31, 570 nucleotides long. RefSeq lists its product as uncharacterized. The coding region runs from base 1 to 570 and encodes 189 amino acids. The record is from RefSeq and is a predicted model, not a curated record. Lineage: Eukaryota; Fungi; Basidiomycota; Pucciniomycetes; Pucciniales; Melampsoraceae. The transcript is spliced from 2 exons.